Molecule: messenger RNA, 1767 nt
Organism: Aspergillus calidoustus
Lineage: Eukaryota; Fungi; Ascomycota; Eurotiomycetes; Eurotiales; Aspergillaceae
Source: the annotation of a GenBank genome assembly
AUGAAACCACUCAUCUCCCGGGACGCUGGCAAUGAGUUCGACGGCUCUGACUUUAGCAACAACCUGUUUUCCGACCUGGCGCCAUUGCUUACGCUCUUUGGAGAACAGGUGACCAAGCAAUUUCUUUCUCAGUCGAUGGGAUAUGGGGACGAUAUCCUCCUGGCAAUGGUGCCGCUUGGUAUAAUCACCUGCAUUGUCAGUGCGAUCCGGGUCGGAGGGAGGCGGUGGCUAAAGGCGCUUAUUGGCCGCGCACGUGAGAGCAGGGCAGUUGCCGAGAUGGAGCUCAUGUCAAGCACGAGUGAUGCUGUGUGUGAGUUGUGGAGUGGGGUUGAGAUAGGUCAGGAUUUCCCGCUUGCCAUCACGCACACUAAUCAGGGAGCAGUUCGAGAAAGAGGUAGGCCGAGGACAAAGGAAUUCAUCUACAGCCCUGUCACGGAGAAGACCGAUCUGACUGAGCUGCUCAGCUCCAAAGUCGUUUACGAUUUGCGGACUGCCUCUCUGGCCGCAGGGCCUGUCGGUGAAAGCCCGGUAUCUGACAUUGAACAUGCGACUCGACUGCUGCAGCAGGCACCUAACCUCACUCUGAAUGUUUCCACGGCAAUGGCUCCACCUGCUGUCACUUGGGCAUUUACCUUUGUUAGCAUGGGGCUUCAGCUCGGCGUGUUUGCAAUUGCCUCGGCGGUCACCUAUCACUGGCAGCUCGGCGGUGGAUCGUCCCCGGGUGUUGUGGGGUAUGGGUUUCCCUUGUUCAUGAUUGACAUCAUUGAGUCUAUAACGGAGGAAAUAGAUUUUGUGCCAGUUUCCCCCACCAGAAAUACCAGGGUGCUCCGCAUACAAGGCGCCUGUACAGUUGGGGACCAGCGCUUCGGCUCCUAUGCAAUCAGGAACGAAGAGGGAAACAUGACAAUUCGUACCUCCAGAAUUAAUGGCAACCCUGACUUUAGCCUGCUUUCCAUGACCGCGACAUUCCUGUCUCUUUUAGGGUAUGUCAUGCAGUUUGUUGGUUUAAGGGCAAUGCACUGGAGUGUCGCAGUCACCGUCCUUGGGGCAACAUUAAUCAUGGCCGGCAUCAGAGCGUAUGUUCGUCGCAGCAUUGCGGCGAAUCCGCAGGUGGUAGGGCUCGAGGAAGGCGGAGAGCUCUCAUGGCUCGCUAUGGAGGCUCUAGGCCUUGAGUUAUUUGCACUGGGUAUUCCCGCGUCUGAGGAGCGCACUGAGGCAGGAGACACAGCAACGCCGACGUCGAUAAAUGACCCGGAUGGAGACGCAGUAACAGCACCACCACGAGCUCUCUCCCUGUCGCCGCAGAUCGCGGCCUCGAUCCUAGCCCGGAAAGCAGUCGAAGUCCGCCAAGAGUUGACGAAUCUAGCUUCCUGGCAGGAUGAGCAUACAGUUCUCGCGCAUCAGCUCGCGGAAGCCAUCGCGGGCACACUGGAGUAUGUUCUGGGUGAAAAUGCAUUCGAGGUAGAUCCUACGACGACUCAUAGCAAAGUUGGCGGCAGAGACACCAAACGGUGGCCACGAAGGGAUGAAGAAAUUGUGUCCGACCCCCUUGGCACAAUGAAUCCCUUCCAUGCCAUCUUGGAUUAUGUCGCGACUGAUUCCGAGCGUAUCAUCGAGGAGGAGCUACCGAAGGAAGAGGUUACCCAAUUGCCCGAGUUCGUCGUUCGGGAACUAUCGUCACGGAAGAGGGAAAGAAACAAUGACGAGGAUGCUUCAGCCUCUCCCUGUGAGCCUCCGGGGCAGGACCCCCCCCCCUGCAAUGGAUAA